Messenger RNA from Brachypodium distachyon (stiff brome), 1616 nucleotides. RefSeq names its product branched-chain amino acid aminotransferase 2, chloroplastic. The transcript is spliced from 10 exons. The record is from RefSeq and is a predicted model, not a curated record. Gene Ontology annotation, cellular component: chloroplast. Gene Ontology annotation, biological process: branched-chain amino acid metabolic process. Lineage: Eukaryota; Viridiplantae; Streptophyta; Magnoliopsida; Poales; Poaceae. Bases 122 to 1348 code for a protein of 408 amino acids. Gene Ontology annotation, molecular function: branched-chain-amino-acid:2-oxoglutarate transaminase activity.
UCGUACAACGCUCGCGCCGCUAUUAUAUUCCGGCGGCGGCGUUGACCUCCCCUCCCGGCGUUGACCACCGCCGCCGCCGCCCGCAUUCGCAUCCCCGCCCGGCGGCUCUGCCCUGUCGGAAAUGGAGCUCAGCCUCGCCUCCUCCCGCGGCGCGCUGCUAGCCCCCGCCGCCUCCGCCGGCAAGCGGCCACUGUCCUCGCUCUCGCUCUCGCCGCAUCCGUCGCUUCAGAUCCAGAAUCACAUCUAUUCGAUGCCAAGUCUUCAAUACAAGGCUCAUAGCAAAGUAGGAUGUCAAGCUUCUCUGGCAACUAAAUACAUGGAAACGUCUGAGAUAGUUGAUUUGGACUGGGAGAACCUUGGUUUCGGCCUUGUCCAUACUGACUUUAUGUAUGUUGCAAAAUGUGGGCCAGAUGGAAACUUUUCCAAAGGUGAAAUGCUACCAUUUGGACCCAUAGCACUAAGCCCAUCUGCUGGAGUCUUGAAUUAUGGACAGGGAUUGUUUGAGGGCCUAAAAGCAUAUAGGAAAACUGACGGGUCUGUCCUAUUAUUUCGUCCGGAGGAGAAUGCCAUAAGGAUGAGAGAUGGUUCUGAUAGGAUGUGCAUGCCUGCACCAACUGUUGAACAAUUCGUGGACGCAGUAAAACAAACCGUUUUGGCAAAUAAAAGAUGGGUGCCUCCUACUGGUAAAGGUUCCCUGUAUAUCAGGCCACUACUUAUUGGAAGCGGGGAAAUUCUCGGCCUUGCACCUGCUCCUGAGUACACCUUUAUUAUCUAUGUCUCCCCUGUUGGGAAUUAUUUCAAGGAAGGUUUAGCUCCUAUUAAUUUGGUUGUUGAAGAUAACUUUCACCGUGCUGCCCCUGGUGGAACUGGAGGCGUGAAAACUAUUGGAAACUAUGCCUCGGUGUUGAAAGCGCAGAAAAUUGCAAAGCAGAAAGGAUACUCUGAUGUUCUCUAUUUGGAUGCCGUUCACAACAAAUACCUGGAAGAAGUUUCUUCAUGCAAUAUCUUUGUUGUGAAAGGAAAUACUAUUUCUACUCCAGCAAUAGAAGGAACAAUACUUCCUGGUAUAACAAGGAAAAGUAUUAUCGAAGUUGCUCAGAGCAAAGGCUUCAAGGUGGAGGAACGCCCUGUAUCCGUAGAUGAACUGCUUGAUGCUGAUGAAGUUUUCUGCACGGGAACAGCUGUUGUGGUUUCACCUGUGGGAAGCAUUACCUAUAUGGGGAAAAGGGUGGAAUACAAGGGCAACCAAGGAGUCGGUGCCCUGUCACAGCAGCUAUAUACCUCACUGACGAGCCUCCAGAUGGGUCUCGCAGAGGAUCGGAUGGGCUGGACCGUCCAACUGAACUGAAUUAGUAUUGCAUCAUCGCCAAUCUUCACUCGACAGAUCUCCAGGAAAAUUGUGUAAUUCUUUUGUUUACCGUCAUGAAAAAUGGACAAUGUGACUGCUCAGCUACUAAUAGAGUUGCUGAACCCAAGAGUACUGUGUUGUUAUCCUGUCUUUUUUUUUCGGAAUAAUGAAGGUUACAGGGCUGUAAUAUGACCAAUGUAUGAUAGAACACAUUUUUUGGGGUGAUCUAGCCUGAUAAUGUAUUUUCUAUCGCUCAUGAUGGUGACAA